Messenger RNA from Perkinsus marinus ATCC 50983, 900 nucleotides. RefSeq lists its product as hypothetical. The record is from RefSeq and is a predicted model, not a curated record. The coding region runs from base 1 to 900 and encodes 299 amino acids. The transcript is spliced from 2 exons. NCBI's taxonomy places the organism in Eukaryota, Perkinsozoa, Perkinsida, Perkinsidae.
AUGUCGUUGGUACGGCCCAAUGAGCUCCAUAUAAAGGGUCGUAUGUACGAAGUAGCUGGUCGGUUGAGACGGGGGAAAUCGGGGGACUUGGUUCUCCAGCGACGACUCAUGGAUGCCUCCACCCCAGCUGCUGUCCUCGAGAUAGUCCUCCCCAACGCUAACAAACUCGGCAGCGUCAACUACGCCUGUGCCCUGCAUCGGUGUGCGGUGUGGUUCCGUAGUGGUAAGCCGACGCCUUCGGGUCUCUCACAGGUGCCUCGGCUGGCCCUUCAGACAGUACGUGAUUGGCGAGCUCGAGAGGCUGCUACUAUCACUUGGGCUUUGGCUGUGACUCGGGAGCUUGAACACAUCUUGGAAUUCGCUAGGUUGUCCAUGUCGUGUAAUGAGGCCUCUGGAGGUGACCUUGCCAACGUCGUUCACAGUCUGACCAUAUCCGGCCUCAACCCUAGGCAAUGCACGGCGACUCUUGCUGUUGUCGCCAAGCGGGUAACUGCUAUGGACUUGUCCCACUGUGGUGUCAUCGAGCCCAAACAACUGGCCGCGGUUUUCUGGGGUUUUGUGAAGCUUGAGUUCACUGAUGACGACGUGAUGACUUACCUCGUCAGAUCAGCUACAACAAGAAUGGAUGAGUUCAACUCCCAGGACCUCAGUAUGGUCUCCUGGGCUCUCGCCAAGUCCCUGCCUCUCCUGCCCACCGAAGAUUGCGCUCAGGGCAUCGACCGUUUCACUCAGUUCAACACAAGCUGUGACGAACACCUUAUGGGCAUUGGCACGAUGUCGGCAAGCAGGACUAGUGGUCCCUCUGCGUGGGGUCAAGAUGAAGCCGUUGAAGCAGCGAACGUCGCAGAACGUCGCCAACUACUUGUGGAGUUUGUGCGUCCUGGAGUUGCCCUGUCCUGA